ACUGCAUUGCCUUGGCCCUGCGUCGGCUUGUCCUCAAUUGACCAAUCUGCACGCCCCAAAAUCUUGACACUUGGAACUAAAAGCUUGGCCAGUCCAGGCGGUGGGACAAAGGCGCGAACCUCCAACUGGACUAGUUAGUGACCUGUUCGCCAUCACCACCGAACUACAAUCUUUUCGGCUACACCUCCUUGUCGCCAAACAGAUAUCCCACCAGAGCGCCAUGGAAAGAUCAUAUCCGACAAGUAAAAACAACUAGCUGCCUUCUUUCUUCUACAUACAACAACAGCGCUCGACAUGGCUUCUCGAUUCGCCUCGUCCUCCCUCCAUCAGCGCGACUCGCGCAGCGACUUGUUCAAAGGUUACACCGGCGGUUCGGCAAGCAGGCCAGUCAGCGCCAGCCCGAGCCGGCAACUACAACAGCAGCAAUACUACGGCGGCAACGGGUACGGAUAUGGCGGGUACCAGCCAAGCGGCUCGACCGGGAUCGGCGCGAGCGGGAGCAGCCAUCUGGGCGUACCCGGGGGCGGAGGCUAUCGGCCGGCCACGCCUAAUCGCAAGGGCCAAUAUAGCGACGCCGUGCUCAAUGAGCUCGAGAGCCAGAACGAUCAGCAGGUGGAGGGCAUCAUGGGCAAGGUCAAGCUGCUGAAGGAUAUGACAAUAGCGAUUGGCGAUGAGAUCCGCGACUCGUCGGCCCUGGCGGAGAAGAUGAACGAGGGCUUCGACCAGACGCGACUGCGGGUGGGCAGGACCAUGAACAGGAUGCUUGUCAUGGCGGAACGGACGGGCGUCGGCUGGAAGGCGUGGCUCGCUUUCUUCGCGGCCGUCAUCUUCUUGUUUAUCUAUGUCUGGCUGUUUUGACCCGGGGGGGGGGGGGGGUAGGGUAGUAGGCGUUCCUUUGAUCGAAAUGGGCCUUGGGAAACUUCCUUUUGGACCUUUUCUGCGCCGAGGAGGCUGGCUUGCGUUGGCGCUCGGAGUUGGGGAAACAUGGCUGUCUUGGGCUCGGUUUCUCUGGGGUAAGUCUUCUAAGUCGGUGGUGUGUCACAGGCUCUUAUG
Thermothelomyces thermophilus ATCC 42464 is the source of this 1053-nucleotide messenger RNA. RefSeq lists its product as uncharacterized. Bases 295 to 858 code for a protein of 187 amino acids. The transcript is spliced from 4 exons. Lineage: Eukaryota; Fungi; Ascomycota; Sordariomycetes; Sordariales; Chaetomiaceae. Gene Ontology annotation, biological process: endoplasmic reticulum to Golgi vesicle-mediated transport. The record is from RefSeq and is a predicted model, not a curated record.